Guillardia theta CCMP2712 is the source of this 795-nucleotide messenger RNA. RefSeq lists its product as hypothetical. Gene Ontology annotation, molecular function: transporter activity. The record is from RefSeq and is a predicted model, not a curated record. The coding region runs from base 1 to 795 and encodes 264 amino acids. Gene Ontology annotation, biological process: transport. Lineage: Eukaryota; Cryptophyceae; Pyrenomonadales; Geminigeraceae. The transcript has a single exon.
AUGUUGAUCUCUACAAGCCUCAUUCUGCGUCACCUAGACUACUACGCAUGUCCAGACACUCAGAAGUACGUAGUCAGGAUUUUGUUCAUGGCCCCGAUUUACGCUGUUGAUUCUUUGCUUGCUCUGACUUUCGUUGGAUGGGCUACUACAUACAUCGACGUCUUCAGAGAUUGCUAUGAAGCUUUCACAAUCUACAACUUCCUGAAGCUAUUGAUCGUGCUUCUUGGGGGGGAACGAGCUGUGAUCGAAAUGUUGGAAAAGAAACCACAAAUGCAGAUGAUCUUCCCACUUCAUUGGCUUGAACCAUGGGAAAUGGGAGCUGAGAUGUUCUACAGUUGCAAGUACGGAGCGUUGCAAUACGUCUUGGUGAAGCCAACUUGUGCUCUGAUCACCUUUGUAUCGGGUGCUGCUGGGAUUUACGGUCCAAACACAUUCAGCCUUGCCCGGUUGCACUUUUAUGUGUUUUUCUUUAGCAACAUGUCACAGAUGUGGGCAUUGUACUGUUUGCUCAUGUUCUACUUGACCUUGAAAGAUGAAUUGGGACCGUACAACCCAGUCUUGAAGUUCUUCAUUGUCAAAGCUGUGGUUUUCUUCUGCUUCUGGCAAGGCAUGCUGCUUGGACUACUGGCUUACCUUGGGUACAUCCCGGCUUCGGGAAGCUUUUCAUCAGACAGCAUAGUCGAAGCUAUUCAAGAGCUGCUCGUGUGUGUAGAGAUGGUCGUGGUCUCGUUGUUGUUCCAUUACGCUUUCCCAGUGGAAGAAUUUGUAGACAUAGAGGUGAGUUCAGUUCCUUGA